Molecule: messenger RNA, 2630 nt
Organism: Daldinia caldariorum
Lineage: Eukaryota; Fungi; Ascomycota; Sordariomycetes; Xylariales; Hypoxylaceae
Product: MFS general substrate transporter
Exons: 8
Coding region: 378-2159 (593 amino acids)
Biological process (GO): transmembrane transport
Molecular function (GO): transmembrane transporter activity
Source: RefSeq, a predicted model, not a curated record
CUAGCUCUACUACCACAUCUUCAUCCCCUGCAUAACCCCCACCGCGUCUCCCCAUCCUACUAUGUAGAUGAGACCGGUGAUAACGAAUACCUCCUCCGAGACGUCAAUUUUAACAUAGGUCCCGCUUCAUUGGCUACUCCCGAUAAGUUGCAAUAGGUCAAUGAUAGAUGAUAGGUACGUCGAAGGUGACACUAAUUUAUUUAGAUCUAUGUAGGUACCUACCUAACCUAAUGCAACCUUUCAACUUGACCUGGAGGUAAUGAUGCAAUGCAGAUAAGCGUGUGAAUACUUGAAUUAACAGUCAUCAUUUUCCAUGGUCAUCAUUUUCCUUCGUAGCAAGCUUGUCCUGUUGACUGUCAUACUCAUGCAAGCGAACCAUGGCGAUGGCGUUUGUUGAAGUUGUGCAGGCAGCAAUCGGUGCUGGCCCCCUCGACGAACCUCCAGAACGUCGUUUAGCCCCCAAUACUCCUCCGGACUAUGACAUAUCUGGAACAAAGACGAAUGUAGAAAAAAAGAGAAUUGGAACUGGGACACAGGAAUCCCCUGACGUCUCUGUUGAAACAGGCACAGCGACUACCAAGUCGGUUCAGGGGAUCUGGGGUAAGAAAGGUAGAUGGCUUAUCAUUGCUGGUUUAUGCCUGAUCAUGGUUGUAUACGAGAUUGACAACAGCACCGUUUAUAUAUACCGCAACUAUGCCUCAUCGGAGUUUGGAGAGCUGUCAAAAAUCGCCGCCUUAAGCACAGCCGGGACGAUUAUAUUCGCCGUUGCGAAGCCACCCAUCGCCAAGCUGUCCAACGUCGUCGGCCGCGGAGGGACAUAUCUCAUUUCCAUGAGUCUUUAUAUCCUGGCUUAUAUCAUCAUGGCUUCCUCUAGGACCUUUAAUGCUUAUGCAGCUGGCUCUAUUUUCUACCCCCUCGGCCAAUCUUCUACCAACUUAAUGAACGACAUUAUAAUUGCAGAUUUAACAACUGCCCGAUACCGAGCGUUCGGCAUCGCCCUCUCAUUCUGGCCUUUCCUGAUUACACCCUGGAUCGCUGCUCUUAUUGUCGACAGCGUGGUUGCGCCCGCAGGAAUCGGAUGGCGUUGGGGAAUCGGUAUGCUAGGUAUUAUUAUGCCAUUCUGUGCGAGCUUUAUCGUCACUACAUUGUUGUAUUGUCAGAUCCGUGCACAGAAGGAAGGGCAUGCAUCCAGGAGAAGUAUUUCCCUGUACGAGUUCUGCUCGCAGAUUGACCUUGGCGGCCUAAUCCUAUUCAGCGGCGGCCUAGCCCUCCUGCUCAUACCAAUGACACUGGCUGCCACGACUCCCUCGAGUUGGAAGACGCCGUCGCUUGAUGCGCUGAUUGCUCUUGGCAUAGCGUUGCUUAUGGCUCUCCCUUGGUACGAACAGUAUUUGGCCAAGCACCCCGUAGUACCCCCACGGUAUUUUAACAACCGCACUAUUGUCCUGUGCUGUCUUCUUAUUGCCAUGGAUAAUAUUGGCUUUUCAGCAACACAUACUUAUAUCUACUCUUGGGUCACAGUGGCCCGGGGCCUCGACGCCCGCGAUGCAACCUUUUUCACUUAUACCAAUGGAGUAACGCAGUGCCUGAUCGCGAUUGUUACGGGACUAGCAAUAGCCAAGACCAGGCGUUACAAAUGGGUUUGUGUUCUCGGCGCUACCAUACGUCUGGUAGGAUAUGGAGUCAUGGUUCACCUCCGAGGAUCCGAGAAUAGCACCGUGGAAAUAUUCAUCGUGCAGUUCGUACAGGGCGUUGGUAGCGGCAUGGUCAGCUCGACUUUACUUAUCCCAGCACAGGCUGUCGUAUCGUAUACCGAAAUGCCUCAGAUCACCGCCUUGGUUAUCUGCUUUGCUUUCGUCGGGAGCAGCAUAGGUUCCUGUAUCGCUGGCGGCAUAUACACAGGUAUGAUUGAGACGGAGCUAUCCGCGGCCCUGGGCGAUGUAGCGACGGCGGAGACGGUUUCUGCGUUGGCAAAUUCGAUUACAGGUGCCAUUGUUCCCGAGUGGGGUACCCCUGAACGGAUCGCCGUUAACUUUGCAUUUACGGAGGUGAUGAGGUAUAUGACAUACGCAGCCGUGGGUCCCUCUGCGAUUGCGCUCGUCGGGUCAUUCUUCAUGCCCAACUAUGAAUUGCCAGAUAAAAACAAUCUCGUCGAAUGAAGAACAACGGGGAUAAAGGCGCCAGCCCCCUGCGAUAGACAUCGUGAUACCAAAAAAAAACAAAAACAAUUAUUAGGUACCUCCGAGCAUAUAUGGAUGAGAUGGAGUUGAGAAUGAAUUGCAAUUUCACGUACUGCCCGAGCUAUGAAGAGUCACGAUUCAUAUCAAGUGAUAAUUAAGGGGUUAUCCUCGCCUGAAACCCCCAAUUAACUUCAGACAGCCUGUGAAAUGCCAUAGACAGCUCGUCAGCGUGGUUGGGAUAUAUAUCUUGGAAUGGGUGGUAAUCAGGUUCGCAAGUAGUUCCAACUUUCGGCAGGGUGCCGUUCUGAAAAUAAGCCCGAAUAUGGCUGGCUGUGCAAGUCGAAGCGGCAGAAAGGCUGGUAUGCUGCAUGGAGAAUUAUGUUAGCUUACAGGACCUAUAUAAAAUCAAUAAUAUUAGAUCACUAACGCCGUAGGAAUUUUGCACCAAGA